Messenger RNA from Chara braunii, 2305 nucleotides. The record is from the annotation of a GenBank genome assembly. NCBI's taxonomy places the organism in Eukaryota, Viridiplantae, Streptophyta, Charophyceae, Charales, Characeae.
UCGCAAGGGCGAUGUGCAAGAAGUUGUCGUCCCUUGCUCGUAGCUCGGGAGACAAUAGAAAAAAAUAUUGUUCUUAUGAAAACGUGUUCGAUCAACUCCUCAAGUGGAGUGCUGGCCGCGUCGAUGACCUUAUGGCGACGUACGGGCCGAGCGAGCAGUCGUCUGGCCGAGGAGGUUCUUGCGGGGGGGGGGUCGGCGUCGACUGGCACUCCGCGGUCACGAGGUGGUCGACCUCGAAGUAAUGCUUUGAGAUGGCGCGACGGCAAAGACGGAUUUGCAGACAAUGKUCCAAUGUUUGAAAGGUUGACGGUGAGGGACCACAUGGCCRUGUGGGAUGCACCUGCGAGACCUGAUGUCGUGUUUCUUGAACYKGUGAAACUUUUGCAGAUUCUCGGCAUGUUCRAGAAAACGUGUCCUCGACACGGGAAAGAGGUGGAGGYGACGRUAGAGAAGAUAUCCUAUCCUUGUCACAUUUGCAAGUUGCAAUUCGUGUGCGGGAAAGGGUGCACUUGGCACUGGAAUUCCGCGAAGGUUGUCAAAGGUGGUGUGAGAGAUUCGAGGAUGGAGACACAGUUGUUCCACUCCACUGUGGCUGCGGGGAUGACGCACACCCAACUGAACAACCUAUUGAUGGGCCUCGGAAUGAAGAAGGUCAGCAAAGAAACAUUCUACAUUUUUUUCCGUGAUGAAGGCAAAGGUUCGAGACAGUGGUUGCGACACGUGGAACGAGUUACACAAAGGAGCUUCAACAAGGUCGUCGCACGUUUGCGCAGAUCUAACGCUCCGGUUGUCGUAUUGGUCGACGACCGUUACGACUCGUCCCGUGAUGCGCAACAUUGUACGGUGACGGCGCUGGACUUGAAGUCUGGGAUGAUCGUGGGUACGGAGACGAUGUUGAGGGGGGGCGAGUCGUCGUGGAGGCUGGAAACGCAGUGCGUGGAGAAACUCCUUCAUCGAUUGAAGGACGAACACAACCUCAUAAUCGCUGAGGUUGUGCAUGAAGACUGUGGUGCGGUUGACGUCAUCCUGCGACGAAUGAACAUGGACUCGCAGAAGUGUAUGUGGCACAAAGCCAAGACUUUGGUGAAACACUUGCGAGAGGCAGUGCGUGCCACUAAGACUGUCAAGCCAUCUAUGGUGGGCGCUUGCGAGCACGUUCGCGAGGUGAGGUGUUUCACAAAGAAGGAGCUGGAAGUGUGGCUCGAGACGAAGGGUGUGCGCGUGCCUGGGGCUGCCAUGAAAAAGAAGGACGAGCUUGUGGAGAUAGUGUGGGGUGUGUUGUUUCCCAACGAAGCAGGGAAGCCGUUGGAAGAUGAUGUUGUCGAGAUCGACGCGUUGGAGGGCUUGCAUUGCAAUGCGGCGGAGGAGGCGAAGGAAUGGUUGUACGGUGCUUGCCGGAUGCGAGAACGGGCGCGGGAUGACGACGGCGAUGUGUUGGCCUCACAUGUGCAACACCUGGCCGAUCACUGGGCUGGGGAUCACUCGAUGUGCGGCAAGGAGUUGUCGAACCUGUGCAAGGCGGCCGGCGGUUCAGUUAGAGAGCCAUUGUACGAGGCUGGGGGUCGGGUUCAUGCAGCCGUUUCACGAUGUUUGCAGCAGUUCACUUCGAACACGAAGAUGGCAUACUACACACGUGCGAGAAUGACGUUCAACAACGAAUGCUUCCACUCUGUGAUCAACAAGUAUUGCACAAAACGAUUGAACUUCCCAAAGUCGUAUGACGCGCGGAUUUAUUGCACGGCACUGGAAUGGAACAAGAACAAACGAAUCAGGCUAUCACACACUACUUUCCGCAAACCCACGAACGUCACCCAUCGACGACGCUCCGCAAGACGUCACGUUUACCCCGGUCGCGACACGUCGUGGCGAUUCGAUAUUGCAACUGCAGUUUUUGGGAGUCCUUGGGUCGGUGACUGGGCCUGUAACAUGUUGCAUCAAUCGGACGUCGACGACCCGGUUGUUGAGCAUGUUGAUGUUGAUGCUGAUUUCGGACUUCCGGUUGCUGGUGAGAGCAUAGCCCAGGGUGACGAAGGUCAAGGUGCCGACAUUUUGUUCGAGUCUACGAGCGAUGAUGACUCGGAUGAUGAGAAGUCAUCAUCGGAUUCCGAAUGCGAAGGUGCCGCUCAGCGCCUCGACUUUGACGGCGUCGUGCUAUCGCAGGAGAUGUCUGUUGUGAGGGGUUGAUAGCGGGCGAUGGUCUGUCGUGCGGGAGUGAGAGCGGCAUUUGGUCGGGGAGUGACGUUGUAGUCAGGUAAAUAUGCAGAGUCAUUGUACAUAAUUUAUUUCAGGAGUUGCAUUUUCCGAG